Molecule: messenger RNA, 687 nt
Organism: Sclerotinia borealis F-4128
Lineage: Eukaryota; Fungi; Ascomycota; Leotiomycetes; Helotiales; Sclerotiniaceae
Source: the annotation of a GenBank genome assembly
AUGUCCUUCAUACUCGAACCAUCAUCCAAAGCCUAUCGCGAGCGCAAAUCCAAGAGACAUCACUCGCAAUCGCAAUUGCAACCUCAAGAUCAACAACUUCAAAGCCAAGCUCAACCUCAACCUCAACCUCAAUCUCAAACACCACCUCAAAAUAAUCAACAAAACAUGUCAAUGCAACAACAACAAAAUGGCGGGCAACUCGCCCACAAUUUCCAACCCGAAUUCCCCCAAGCAAAACAACCCGAAACCAGCAAACCCCGCUACAAAGGCGGAAACUACGGACCCGGCACCAUCUCCCAACGGAUCGAAAAAGCCAUGACCGAACUCGAGCAUCAAACCUGGCGCUGUCGGCUCGACAAACCCUCGGGGCUCCUAGAAUACAUUGACCCCAAAGCGGUGUUUGCCUCGCCCGAAUACGGCAUCUUGACCAACGAUUCGGAACCGACGCUUAAGGAAACGCUCGAGGAUGACGAUAUGCGGACCUGGAAUUCGUACGAGAUUAAGGAUAUGAAGAUUGUGGAGGUGAGUAUGAUGGCUGCGACGGUGGUCUAUGAUGUCACGGCUAGUAUUACGGAUGAGAGGGGUGGUCAGAAGGGUGUUUAUAAGGCUUAUUGUACGAGUUGUUGGAAACAGGAGGCGAGUGCGGAGUGGAAGUUAUGUACUUAUACUGAAGCGCCGCAUCCUUAG